AUGCCGCCGCGCACAUUGCUCCGGCUCCCGCGGUCCCUGGCGAGGGAUAUAGCACCGAGCGGGCCCGUCGAGCUAUGGCUACAGCACGACGGUUGCUGUAGCCAGGCUUCAGAAGCGGAAGUCAAGGUCGUCGACUUUGGCGAUGUCUUCAUGACUCGAGGAUGGGGUGCGAUCACCCGCGCCUGCCGCCCGGAGGGAGGUCACGCCAUCCACUUCGAGUAUGACGGGGCGUCGACGCUCUUCUUCAAGUCCUUCGGAGAGGACAGCCAACGCCUGGAGUGUUGCCCCAAGGGAGGAGGUCGAGGCAGCGGGGCCACCGGCGGUGAACUUGCCCUUGGCCUUGUCCGCGACUCUUCGGAUAGCAGCAGUGCAUCCUCCAGACAUGGCUCGAGCGACGACGACAGCUACGAGCCACCGCGCUGCCGUGGCCGGGCCUAG
Molecule: messenger RNA, 438 nt
Organism: Aegilops tauschii subsp. strangulata
Lineage: Eukaryota; Viridiplantae; Streptophyta; Magnoliopsida; Poales; Poaceae
Source: RefSeq, a predicted model, not a curated record